CUCCCGGGAUGGAGCCCCCGACCGGCACCGAGAGCGCCCGCCUGGUCAGCCCGCGGGCCGGCCGCGCCGACGGCAGCCUGCGCCUCAAGAGUCUCUUCACAGGCUCUGGAGAUCCCUCAGCACCGGCGGCCCCAGACCCGCGCUGCCGCUGCAGCCCCCCGAGCCCCAGCCCCGGGCAGGGCCGGCUCCAGGCCCGCCGGCAGCUGAGCGUCGCCUGCGCCGUCUGCUGCCUCUUCAUGGUCGGGGAGGUGAUAGGCGGAUACCUGGCACACAGCCUGGCCAUCAUGACGGACGCGGCCCACCUGCUGACGGACGUGGGCAGCAUGUCCGUCAGCCUCUUCUCCCUCUGGGUGUCCAGCCGCCCGCCCACCAAGACCAUGACCUUCGGCUGGCACCGCUCGGAGACGCUGGGUGCGCUGGCCUCUGUGCUCUCCAUCUGGGUUGUGACCGCGGCCCUGGUCUACCUGGCGGCCGCCCGCAUCAUCAGCAACGACUACGAGAUCGAGGCGCGAGCCAUGCUGGCCACGUCUGCCUGUGCUGUUGGUGUCAAUCUGGUCAUGGCCUACAUCCUGCACCAGUCCCCUGCUGGCCACAGCCAUGGCACAGGAGCCUACGAGCGGCUGGAGAGCUCAGGGUGCUGCCAGCCCAGCCCCGUGCCUGGCAGCACCAGCGUGCGGGCAGCCUUCGUCCACGUGGUGGGUGACCUGCUGCAGAGCAUCAGCGUCCUCGUGGCUGCCACCAUCAUCUACUUCAAGCCCCAGUGCAAGAUCGCAGACCCCAUCAGCACCCUCUUCUUCUCCGUCUUCGUCCUCGGCUCCACCAUCACCAUCCUCAGAGACGUCUUCAUGGUCCUCAUGGAAGGGGCUCCACGAGGGCUGCACUUCGACGCGGUGAAGGAGGCGCUGCUGGGAGCCCGCGGCGUGCGGGGCGUGCACGACCUGCACCUCUGGGCGCUGACGCUGAACCACGCCGCCGUGUCGGUGCACGUGGCAGUGGAUGCCGGCGCUGACACGGAGAUGGUGCUGCAGGAGGUCACUGCCCGGCUCCAGAGCAGGUUUGGCUUUGCCCUGUGCACGGUACAAGUGGAGCAGCACCAGGAGGAGUCAGCAGGCUGUGCCCACUGCCAGGACCCCCGAACCUGAGACCCCCACCUGCUGCUACGUUGGGCCAGAUGUGGCCCUGGCCCCAGCUCCUUGUGCUAGAGCAGGGCAGCGCUUGAGAUCCCAUCUCCCCUCUAGCCACCCCACUGCUCCUGCAGAGCCCUGGGGUGGGACAGUGACUCCAGUAUGGUGUCCUGGGGGGACAGACACAAGGCCUGGCCUGUGGAGCACAGGGGCCCCCUGGAAUCUUCACUCCCUGCUGUGCCACAGCUCCCGAGGAGGUGGAAUCCUGCCCCACCACGCGGUCCCCAAGGAGCCCGUCUGUCCUGGCAGGAAGGGACAUCCCCCAUGGGGGCCCUCAGACCCGGCCUUGGCCCCAGCCCCCCGUGCUGCUGCCUGGGCUCUGUCUGAACCCUCCUGUGCCUGGCCCUGACCCAUUCCCUCUGCUGAGUCGUGCCUGUGCCCCUGGUGUCCAUCUGUCCAUCUGUGCCAGCAGCGGUGCCAGCGCUGCCAAUAAAUGUGUUGGAGCAGCA
Messenger RNA from Melospiza melodia melodia, 1633 nucleotides. It is a transcript of the gene SLC30A3, whose product is annotated as solute carrier family 30 member 3. The transcript has 8 exons. The record is from RefSeq and is a predicted model, not a curated record. NCBI's taxonomy places the organism in Eukaryota, Metazoa, Chordata, Aves, Passeriformes, Passerellidae. Gene Ontology annotation, biological process: response to zinc ion; zinc ion transmembrane transport. The coding region runs from base 9 to 1142 and encodes 377 amino acids. Gene Ontology annotation, cellular component: plasma membrane. Gene Ontology annotation, molecular function: zinc ion transmembrane transporter activity.